AUGGCUUCAUGGAAAAUAGUUCUGGAGCCUGGCGACGAGGAGAAAAUCGUGUACACUUCAUUCGCCAAUUCCAGAAAGUAUUUCGCCCUUGAUGCUUCUGGAUCUACAGUUGGCAUUCGAUUUAUUUCGGAACACAAUUUUGCAGAUGCAUUUCACGAAGUCUCUAUACGAAAAGAUGAAGAUAGAGUCACGAGAUGGGGUUCCAACUAUGGAGAGGUCCCAAAUUCUGAGGUACACACGCUGGCGGGGUUGGGACAAGAGCUGGGAGUGUUUGAUUGCGCGACGGUGUUUUUGAUUACCUCACAUACAAGGAAUGCACCAAGUCAUGCCAAUGUGUCCGUGGGUAUCACAUCCUAUGCCAAUUGUGCGAAUGCACUAUGCCUAUUCAAAGAUCAAGAAAGCAAUCAAAUCUAUGUAAUAGCCAGCAAAGGCGCUUUUGCAGCAUUAGAUCAAGCAGAAGACCACGAUGCGUGGGAGAAAUUAACCAGUUUUCCCAGCGAAGCAGAGUUGAUCGAAAGAAUUACCGAGCUAGAAAUUCAUGUCCCAACGGCGGAAACAAGAAUUGCAACACCAACUCAGCUCAAUUUGGGCGAAGAAUGGAACACGGCUCACAACAAUUCCCAACCUACCUUGGUAGACAUUGACAUGCUUCUUCGAGCAGGAGUUAUCUCGGAUGAAGAUCGUGAUCUACUCUUUGCAGAUGAAGCACUCGAUGCUCUGCUUCUAGCCUGUAAGUCUCGCGGAAAGCUGAAUGAACUCCGAUCAUUCCUUCUCGCCCAAAAGGUCGAACAAUUGACGAUUAAACUCGAAGACGUAUCCGGCGCUGCGGGGCUCAUUCAUCUUCUCGCUGAUACAGAGAUAUCUAGCGAGACUAGAGCCCUCCUACAAUCCAAACUAAGAAAUGCCCAUGAGGCAAACCGUAAAGCUUAUACCGCAGCUCAAAAUGAUGCACAAUUACAGGCUAUUCGGGAUCGUAAUCGGAAAGCAGAUGCAUCGCUACGUGCUCUAGCUGAUUCGGAAAAGUCUGGGUUUACGGCAGAAAUUCUCUCGAGAAGAUCAAACCGAGCACGACGUGCUGAAAACAUUUCGGCAGACUCUGCAGUGGAUGUUUCGGUGCUAGAUCUUGAAGCCCCAGGCUUUAGAGGUGAAUGCCAGGUUUGCUGCGGGGAUAACGAAGUCCUGUCUAUUGCUCUGAAAGUACUGAGCGCAGAUGCCAUGGCAGCCAAUACCGAUAACUUUGCUCUUGACUUCCCCUUGGCAGCUGGGAGAUUCGAGGCAAACAUGAAUAUACUGUCUAGUCAGUGUAUUUGUUUUCAAUGUGCUUUAUUUGGAAGACCUGGUCAUUCUAUCUACGGAGAAGAAAUUUCGACUGUUAUUCCCACUCUAGGGUACACUGGGAGUAAUAAAUUGUACAUUCACCAGCAGCUUUACAAAGCACUCAAUGCGGGGCUAAAAACUGGGGUUCCAGCUAUGGGACAAUUGUUUGCGACAAUUUUGGAUCGUACGUUGAGGGUCAAGAAGUGGGCUGGCGCCGGCUUUGAAGACGAUAAAGGAAGUAUAGAUGCAGAAAUUCUGCAGAGGAGAAAUGCACUAACUUGGCUUCUGAACAAUAUAAUCUCACAUCUCAGAGUGAGGGAAACAUUCAAUGAACUGGGUCAAUGGACCACCUACCCACUCGCUCUUGCUUGGGCAGCACAAGAUUUUCAAAAGGAAGGCUUAACAUCUUGGUGUAUCAAUUAUCCUGUAGCGGGCUUUAUGCAACUCCUACGUUUCGGAAAAACACUGAAUGUAUUCUCCGACGAGACCAUCACGAAUAUGAAGAAUACCAAAUUCCUGCAUUCAUUCGUCUCAACCUUCCUUGCACGGCUCUAUAAAAACAUGGGUAAACCCCGCGACUGGACAAAACCUCUGUUGGAAAUUCUUUACGUGGAGUUUAAUGACGAUCUAAUUCCAAAAGAUAUGGGAGGCGAUGCAUCGAUCCUAAGAUCAGUACCGGUAUUCUGGAAUACACUGAUGAAAUUCAUGCCUGCAGAAGAUUUUAUUAAAGGUUGGACAGAGGAAGAAUCAAAAAAGAUGAUGUCUCGAAUUCAAAUCCUCGCUUUCUGGCUAGUGUUUUACCAAUUCGCGCAUGCAUCCGCCAAGACCUAUUUUGCACAAUUGCGCUCCAAGGAACCGUUAGCUGUUGUUUUGCUGGAUACAAAAGCCGAGGUUCCUGAAAAUGCUGUUAUUGAGAUACUGCUGAGUAUAUUCAUUGAAUCUAAGCCAGAGUUUAAGAAUGAAGAUGCGUAUACUAGCCACAACAAUGUUGUGGUUCCUUUCGAAAACCCUUUUGGUGCAUCUGUACUCCACUGCGGAGCUCCAGAUUGCGGUAUUUCGUUCCUCCCAGAGGAAGUCUCGUUGAAGCAAAUUGCAGACGGGGAAAUGGAAUGGACACCUCGGCUAUUGGAUCAAGUGAGAAAGAAGAGACGAGAUCAUCUUAUCGACAUUUUUGGCAUCCUCGGAAAAUCUGAGAUCGAAAAAGAAUCAAGUGAAACGGGAUUACCAGGUGUAACAAAAGUCCCAUCAAGACCACGUGAAGUCCACAAUUGUAUGCAUAUAGGAACUGUCAAAACGUGGGCUACACUGACGCGCAAGGAGAAGAGGAAUUUGACAGGUGCCAUUCAAUCUUCGUGGAUGGGUAAUUGUGAUGAAGAGGAUGAGAAAGUGAUUGAAGAGUUCGUAAUCAAAGCGAGGAAAUGCAUAUGUGGGGUUGGGAGGGGCAAUGUUUAUUCGGCGACACUGGAGAGGGAUAUUAGGGCAGUGUUGCCCAGCUUUCUGGAGGUUUUGAAGGUGGGGUUGGCGAUGGAGAAGAAAGAGGGGAUGUGCGAGGAUGUGAGUUUGUAUGAGUUCGAUUUUGGAGAGAAUAGGGUGGUGAGGAAAAUCAGGUGGGAGGUGGAAUCUUUGAGGAGGAAAGGGCUUGUGUAA
Messenger RNA from Botrytis deweyae, 2964 nucleotides. RefSeq lists its product as uncharacterized. Lineage: Eukaryota; Fungi; Ascomycota; Leotiomycetes; Helotiales; Sclerotiniaceae. Bases 1 to 2964 code for a protein of 987 amino acids. The record is from RefSeq and is a predicted model, not a curated record. The transcript has 2 exons.